AUGGUCAGCUCCUGUUGUGGCUCUGUCUGCUCUGAGGAGGGCUGUGGCCAAGGCUGCUGCCAGCCCAGCUGCUGCCAGUCUGUGUGCUGCUGCCCUAGCUGCUGCCAGCCCAGCUGCUGCCAGACCACCUGCUGUAGGCCCACCUGCUGCAGGCCCACCUGCUGUGUGUCCAGCUGCUGCAGACCCAGCUGCUGCCAGUCUGUGUGCUGCCAGCCCACCUGUUGCCGCCCCAGCUGCUGCCGCCCCAGCUGCUGCAUUUCCAGCUGCUGCAGGCCUUCUUGCUACCGCCCCAGCUGCUGCGUGUCCAGCUGCUGCCGCCCGAGCUGCUGCAACUCCAGUUGUUGCAGUCCCAGCUGCUGUGUGUCUAGCUGCUGCCGCCCCUCCUGCUGUGUGUCCAGCUGCUGCAGGCCCCAGUGCUGCCAACCCACCUGCUGUCGCCCCAGCUGCUGUGUGUCCAGUUGCUGCAGGCCCAGCUGCUGCCAGUCUGUGUGCUGCCAGCCCACCUGCUGCCACCCCAGCUGUUGCAUCUCCAGUUGUUGCCGUCCCAGCUGCUGUGUGUCCAGCUGCUAUAGGCCCACCUGUUGCCAGAGCACCUGCUGUCGCCCAGCAUGCUCUAGCUGUUCUUGUUGCUGA
This is a messenger RNA of Chionomys nivalis (European snow vole), 633 nucleotides long. Its product is annotated as keratin-associated protein 4-12-like. The transcript has 2 exons. Gene Ontology annotation, cellular component: keratin filament. NCBI's taxonomy places the organism in Eukaryota, Metazoa, Chordata, Mammalia, Rodentia, Cricetidae. The coding region runs from base 1 to 633 and encodes 210 amino acids. The record is from RefSeq and is a predicted model, not a curated record.